Ziziphus jujuba (common jujube) is the source of this 3712-nucleotide messenger RNA. Its product is annotated as G-type lectin S-receptor-like serine/threonine-protein kinase SD3-1. Gene Ontology annotation, molecular function: protein serine/threonine kinase activity; ATP binding. Bases 1168 to 3441 code for a protein of 757 amino acids. The record is from RefSeq and is a predicted model, not a curated record. Lineage: Eukaryota; Viridiplantae; Streptophyta; Magnoliopsida; Rosales; Rhamnaceae. Gene Ontology annotation, biological process: recognition of pollen; protein phosphorylation. The transcript has 2 exons.
AAAAGAAAAAAAAAAAAGAAAAGAAAAAUCUCUGAGAAUCCCUUUUACUGGCCACUGCCCAGUGGUUGGUCAGAGCCUUUGGGCUUUUCAAACACUUCCAUCCACACUGUUUUUCAGCUGUCACAGUCCGGCCACAUUGCCGUCUCUCAAGCCCCACAUUUUUCCAGAUUUCCUUCCGCUUUAUGUAUUUUGUGCCAAAACCCUCCUCAUCUUUAACCCAUCUGCACGCAAAAGUCUCUUCCUUUUUUUUUUGUUUUCCUUCUUUCUAAGUUUUUUUUUUUUUUUUUUUUUCCAAAACCCAAAUUUGUUCCUGCGGUUUUAGCUCUACCGUUUUAAGCAGCGAGGAAGUCCGUUACAAGUUUCUCAGGAAAAAAAAAAGCUGGUCUUUUCCAAAAAAAAAGUUUCAUAGAACAGUAUAAACGGGUAUGAAAGUCUACUCUUCCAAGUCUUAGAAGUGAGGUUUUGUUCAGAAGAAGUUUUCCUUUCUGAUAUGACUUUUCCAUCCUGACAAACUGGGUUAUCUAGAGUGGUGGUAUUCAUUCUGUUUUUGAAGUUAUAUAUUUUCAGAUCUCACAAUUUUCUCUUCCUGCAAAAUGACAGACAAACAAAAUCCCAGUUCGAAUUUGCUUAAGCUGGUGGUAGUCUGGGUUUUGUAUCCAUAGAAGAAGCUUUUUUCCAUAAAUGUGAUAUAUAUAUAUAUAUAUAUAUAUUAAGAGCUUUUGUUUAUUCUGAAAGUUUCUUAUUUCUUUAAUCCUUAAAUGCUGGUUGUCUGCAAUAUCAUUGUCCAGAGUCUUUAACCUUUUAAGCCUUGAAAGUGAUUGCAUUGCCCAAAUUGUGUAUUCUAUUGGCCUAAUUUUUGGGUCCCAUUUAGACCAAUGUUUCAAUUCAACACCCACUUUCUCAUAACCUAAAAAAUUCCCCCUUUCCCCCCCCCCCCCCCCUUACAGCUCAUUCAUGUGAACCAAGUUUAUCUAUGGUUUGGUACUAGAUUAAGCAAUAAAUCCACAACUCAGUCAAUUCUGCUUACCUUCUUCAAAAUUGCUAUUCUCACAUGUCAAUUUUUUUUAUUGGUCCAAGAACGUAAGCAUGGGAUAUUUCUGAGACGGUCAUGGUGGCAUUCUAUACCGGCUACUUGAAUAUCUGGAAUUGUGACUGUCUUCCGCAGAUAUGCUUGAACAGGGAGGAUAUUCCCUUAAAUGGUAUUUCCUGCUAGCUAUCUCCGCUGGGUUCUUGCUACAUUCUGUUGUUUCUCAGAUUCCCUUGGAUUCAAAAAUUUCUGUUCAGGACAAUAACUUUUGGGUCUCACCCAAUGGUGAAUUUGCAUUUGGAUUCUUUAACCUCUCAGAUCAGCCAAACCAAUAUAGUAUUGGGAUCCGUUUCAACUCAAAAUCUAUUCCGGUCGAUAAACAAAUUGUUGUCUGGGUUGUGGGAGCUGAUCUAGUGGUUGGUAGCGAAUCCUAUUUCCUUCUUGCCAACAAUGGAGAACUGGUUUUGCAUGAUUCUUUGAAAGGAGUUGUGUGGACCAGCAAAACUAGCCUAUUAUCUGUUGCUUCAGCUGCUCUUGGUGACAAUGGAAAUCUUGUUCUAUUGAAUGCUAAGAAAGAUAUAGUUUGGAAUAGUUUUGAUAUUCCUACUGACACACUUCUUCCGGGACAGAACUUAUCUAUUUUACAAACACUUCGGGCUGCAAGCAAGAAUUCUAUGUCCAGUUACUAUACUCUUUUCAUGAAUGCUUCAGGUCAGUUGCAACUAAGAUGGGAAAGUCAUGUGAUCUACUGGACAAGUAAUAGCCCUUCCAUUUCGAAUCUCACAGCCUUCUUCUCCUCUGAUGGGGCGUUACAGCUUCGAGACCAGAAAUGGAGACCUGUUUGGUCGGUGUUUGGAGAAGAUCAUAAUGAUUCCAUACGUUAUCGGUUUCUUAGGCUAGAUGUUGAUGGCAAUCUCCGAUUAUAUUCAUGGGUAGAUGCUUCUCAAUCAUGGAGGUCGGUCUGGCAAGCUGUUGAGAAUCAAUGCAAGGUAUUUGCAACUUGUGGCCAGCAUGGCAUCUGCCUCUUUACUGCAUCAGCAACCACUGAUUGUCGAUGCCCUUUUGGGCUUAUAAAUGGGUCUAUUUCUAGUUGUUCGAUUCCAUUUCAACAGCGGUGCAGGACCAUGGUUAAAUAUGAGCAUACAUUUCUAUAUGGAAUGUACCCUCCAACUGACAAUUCAGUUUCCCAAAUUAGUUUAUUGCAAUGUAAAAGAUUGUGCGAGAAUGAUCCACUAUGUAGAGCUGUAACCUUCACCAAUGAUGGAACUGGUUCUUGCUUAUUGAAGAAAACACAGUAUGUGUCUGGCUAUAUGGAUCCAUCUCUACGUUCAGUAUCCUUUGUCAAGAAGUGUUCAGACCCGCUCGCCGUUGAUCUCAGUCUUGUUAAAUCACCACCCCCUCCCCAGUCUCUACUUCUAGUUAAAGGUGGUUCUCAUAAGUUUUGUGUCCCUUGUCUGAUUGGAGCAGUCUCAGGAACAUUUGCGAUAUUUAUUGUAGUUCACGUAGUAAUUGCCCUCUACAUUUUCAAAAUAAGAAACUGUAGAAGGAAAAAUGCUGCUUUAGCUUACAAGGGUCCCAACUCAAAUGGUUUGAUUGUGUUACCCUUCUCUGAACUCAAGGAACUUACACAGAACUUUGAACAUCAGAUUGGGCCUACAAUGUUUCAAGGCAUCCUCCCAAAUGAUCAACCAGUUGCAGUGAAAGACCUGAAAGCAACCAUAGAAGAAAGAAGAUACCGAGUUGCUGUUUCAAAGAUAGGAAGCAUUUCUCACAAGAACCUUGUGAAGUUGGUAGGCUAUUGUUGUGAAUUACAUCACAGAUUUCUGAUCUAUGAAUAUGUGAAGAACGGUUCUGUGGAGAAACAUAUGGAGGAUCCGAAACUGUGUAAGCGGUUGACUUGGGGAAAGAGAGUUGAUAUAUGCUUAAAUGUGGCAAGGGCUGUUAGUUAUUUGCACUCAGGCUGUAGGGAGUUUGUAAACCAUGGAAAUUUGAAAUGUGGAAAUGUGGUCCUGGAUGAAAAUUUAGAUGCCAAAGUGACUGAAUUUGGGCUUGAGAGAGUAAUCAGCGAAACAUCAUGCUCUGAUUCUUCAGCAGAAAGGGAUGUAGAAGAUUUUGGCAAGAUGAUAUUGACAAUCUUUAGCGGGUGUAAAGAACUUGGAGAAGAACUUUGUGAAUGGGCUUAUAAAGAGUGGAUGGAGGGGCAUGCAAUGAAUGUAUUGGACAGAAGGAUUCAUUGUGGGGUGGAUUCAGAAGAGAUGGAACGCAUAAUGAGAAUUGCGUUUUGGUGUCUCCAAACCGACGGGAGAAGGAGACCUUCAAUGAGGGAGGUAGUGAAGGUAUUGGAAGGCAAGUUGAGUGUUGAUCCCCCACCACCCCCUUUCGCUUGUCAGAAGUCGCUGGAACAAGAAGAAUGAUUGGACUUAGGAUCUCAUACCAUAUUAUCCAGCUGAUUUGCAGAUAUCUUGGUUAAUUUUUGUAUUUUUGUAUCUUUCUUUUUCCCCCAACUCCAUUUUCAAGUUGUGUAUAGAAGUAGGGACUAACCAUAGGAUGACAAAGUUGGGGUCAUGUUUGUUUGAGAUAGACUAGCCAAGUAUUUUCUUCCCAAUCUGAUGUAUUUUCAAAUUAUGAGAAGGAUGCAUGUUUUAAAUGGAGCUUCCUGAUUGAAUCUUCAAUUCAGCUUUUGCA